AUUUUUGUAUUUUAAAACGAAAAUCAAAUAACCACUCGUUUUCAGUUUUUUAAUACCCAUUUCUGAAAGGAAAAUCCAAUGACCAAAACUACACGGACCGAGUUUCAUACCAUCUCCUAAUACACAACCUGACAUUAUGCACUUUCACUAAAAGACUUCUUAAUUUUUCACUAAUUGACUUAAAGACAUCAAGAGCCAUUAUAGAAUCUCAAAACUUUACAAAGAGGAACAAAAUUUGUCCUUUGUGACUAAAAGAGCAAAGUCUUCAUAACAAGGACAACUUCUGAUAUUUAUAACUUCACUCCUUUGGCAAGAAGUGGGCAAAGGAUAGGCAGUUACAUAUAAUGUAUGGAUGGAUAGUCCUGUACAGCUUGAUAUGAUGAAUGAUGAAUUUAGAAUGAACUCUGUGAAAUGUCAGUAACCUCUCAAAACAAAAGUUCAUGGUGAGCAUGUGAAAAAUGUGAAAUGACCUGCUGAACAGAGAGCUAAUGAUCAGAUAAAACACAGGAAAGCACAUGAACAUGAUUUCUUUCUGAUUACAUUCUUAUCAGCAAACCACUGUCUGUUAUGAAGGCAGAACACCGAUACCCGAAAUAAAUGAAAUGUGUUUCCUGAUAAGGUGUUGCUCUUCUUGUUCUUGGGAACAUCAGAGACUCUGAUAUUAAGAGUCUUAACAACUUGAGUGAUCAGUGGUUGGCUAGUUUGUAAACUUGGUUAAAUCUCUUAGCUCUGUAAUUAAAACAUGGCUUUGAUGAACAAGAUGACAAAAUGAUUGAGCUGUUACCUAUUGUAAUAUGUUUGCAAUGUCAUCCAUAUUAGUUGUAACAAAUCUGCUGAGUUGUGAACAAUUUCAACUCUUUUGUUUUGUAAAUUUUGUUUGUGCCUUCACCUGCAAAAUGCAAUUUGUCUGUUAUGUAUUUCAAGUAAAGUACAAAAGGAAAAGAGAAAGUAUGAUAUUCUGGUUGGUGGGAGGAGAGAUUUCUGUCAUGUGAACACAAAGCGUCCGUCCCUUCUGCUGAUGGAGUAUAAAAACUCUGAACACUGAGUGCUCGCUGCUCUUUCUGCCUCCUCAUCCUCAGCAUCCCAGAGCUUCCUGAAGCCAACAACAGUAACACAAGACAGAAGACCAUAAACAACUUCUCCAAUCUGGGCAGCAGCAAGCAGGUCCAGUCAGGAGAUUAUGCCUAGAACCAGCUGGAAAACCAAGGGAAACACACAAACAUCUCCACAGAACUGCUGAAUAAAUCAUCAAAAAUGGGGAACCAACCAUCAGAACAUAACAUGGGUGACAGCCUAAGAUGCCACAUAUGUAAUCAGGUCCUGCCUCCAUGUCACUCAUUCGAUGAUUUAUGCCAACGAACUAUUCAUGGGCGGAAUGUACAUGUAUUCAAUGGAGGUGAAUACUACCGACCAGUUGGUUACAAUAAUUUGUACGAGUGUGAAUAUUGUUUUUAUAAGCCAAUCAGGGAUCAAGAGGAAAGGAGGAGAGAAGAGGAAAGGAGAAGAGAAGAGGAAAGGAGGAGAGAAGAGGAAAGGAGAAGAGAAGAGGAAAGGAGAAGGGAAGAGGAAAGAAGAAGAGAAGAGGAAAGGAAGAGAGAAGAGGAAAGGAGAAGAGAAGAGGAAAGGAGAAGAGAAGAGGAAAGGAGAAGGGAAGAGGAAAGAAGAAGAGAAGAGGAAAGGAAGAGAGAAGAGGAAAGGAGAAGAGAAGAGCAAAGGGCAAAAGAAGCUGAAGAGAAGAAGAGACAAGAACUGAAUCAAAGACUACAAGAAUCGCACCAACAAGCUAAAGAGCAAUAUGAGAAACAACUGAACAGCGACAUUUCAGAAGAAUUUGAAUCGAAGCAAGAUGUUCUAAUCAGGCAUCUGAAAGAGAUCGAGCCUAACUAUGAAUCAGGCAGUGACGAGCUUCUAGAAAUCCUCUCUUUGAAAAGCAGUGUCCCAGUUUCCGAUCUCAGUCUCACUCAGCUGACAGCUGAUCAGCUGGGGAAGAUCCUGUCCGUCCUUGACCAGCUCCUGUUUGAUGAAUGGAUCAGUUCUCCCCCAUCCCUCAGCACUCUGCAGCACACUCAGGUCUUCGUCACAGAGCUGUGUGUCCAGUUUCUGGAGAUAGCUGAGGGAGUAUCUCUAAAAAGCAUCUCCAAUCAGGUCCAUUCUCUGGUGGAGUCCAUCAGCCAGUCAGCAUGUAAUGUCUACGAAGGUUUUCUUUUGACUCAAGCUCUGUAUCUGAACCUGAUGCACUUGUUCAAUGGCAGCCCUGAUACUGACGCAGUCCUCAUAGCCAAACACUGGGCUGAAGAUGAACUUUCCACUGAGAACCUCUUUCUUAUACAGUUCCUGAGCACACUCACAUCAUCACUGCAGAGUGUCGUUGAAAAAGCCUCUGUGUUCAUUUUGAAGAUGGAGAUCCAGUGCUUGAAGCUCCUCUUAUCCACACUCACUCAUCUGAAUGAAACCCACUCAGAGUCCACUCAGAUUCUCCUCAGACUUGUGCAAACAAACCAAUGGACCCCAAUGGAGGCAGUAACCCUGCUCAGAGCCCUGUCACAGAACUACGUAGACGAUGUUUCAAUAACUAAAGUCCUUACAUUGGUACAAGUGCAUGACUUAACGCCACAGUGGACGGAUGAGUCUGGGCACUCUCUCAUUCUGGCUCUGGACGCUGGACCUGAAAGAUUCCAUCAGGAUUUCCAAAAGACUCUCAGAAAGAAAGAUGAGAGUAAUGUAGUUGCAGCUCUGGAAGAAAUAAAAAUGUCAUGGGAUUUGGAUAAUUCCGUGAUUGAUAUGAUAAAAAACAUCACCACUGGUGUCCUGCAAUAUUCAGAAAACGCACCAGAAGAUGCCCCAUUUAUGAAAGAUUCCUUUGAAUGUGUAACGAUGAAUGCAGACCACAUACAGAAGUCUCUGUCUCAGCUCUGUAAAGCAGUGUUUGACACAAAAGGCUGGUGGCCCACAGUGAGGCAGAUGCUGCGGUGGUGUACGCUGGUGCUGACUCAGAAGAGUGGAGCUCUACAGCUGGUUGGUGUGGAAGAAGACCCGUGUGUCACAGCCAUGUUUGCAGCCACACGAGUCUGCAUGGGAAACAAAGUGGACAUUGUGCUGAGCUCUGACGUUCACUCAGAGGAGCGAACUGAGGACUGGUCUGAUUUCUACAAGAACCUUGGAGUUUCUCUCAACACUAACAUGAAGAAAAGGAAUGAAUCCCACAGGGAUGUCUAUGAAGCGGACAUUGUGUAUGGUACCAUCAAUGACUUUGUCUCUGAUUACUUCCAAUAUGGCGCAGAGGUGAUGGAGGCAGGGAACCCGCUGCUUAGUCGUGGAUUUAUCAUUGAAGAACAAAGUCUCAGUCCUUCCUAUAAUCUGGAAUCUUCAGAGCUCAAGGAGAAUGAUUCCCUGGUGUUUACUGAAGAGGUCCUGCAAAAACUCAUGGAUAAAUUUCACAGUGAAGAUAAGGAACUGAGACAGAAGUUUAUUAAAGCUCUUUUUCAGGUGCUGCACACCAACCUAAACAAAGACACAAACACUGACAAUAAAAUCAUCACCAUCUUAGAGAAACUAUCUGGACAGGGAUUGCCUUCUAAUGAGGUCUUCAUUCUGACCUUCCUGGAGAAUCUCCUUAAAGUGGUCACGGAAGAAACAGAAAGUGAGAAAAACAGAACAUCUCCUGCAGGCAGAUGGUGUUUGGAGAUAUUAUUUGACUCUGUGGAGACUUUCCAAGCAUCAACAACUACAAAAGAACUCUUCCAGAUAGUUUUGAAUCUUGAAGCACAAGGACUUUGCUCACCAGUAGAGGCCUUAAACCUCCUUGGAGCAUUAACUGACCACCAUCAUGAUGAAGACUGUAUCUCCAUCAUGACGAUUUUGCAUUUAAUGCAAACAUAUCAGGUUUCUAACAAGUGGACAGAUGAGAACAACAAAUCUCUCCUUGACCUCUUAGAGUCUUCUAGAACUGAAACUCUGAUCAAGCAUUUAGAAGACAGCCUUAGAGAUGAGAAAGCAAAAAGCAUUGAUACUCUUGUUGAUGAAAUACGACAGAUGAAAGACAUUGAUGAACAAACACUGAGUAAAUCAUACAGUGUAGUAACUCAUGUAACAAACCUGAUCAAAACCGGUGAAAUCAAAAAGCACAUAGAUGUACAGCAAGCUAGGAGUCUGAGUCACAGCACAGACACAGAAGACCUUCAGGAAGUCCUGGCAAUCUUAUGCAAUGCUGUACACCUGCAGAUCGCUGAAGGGAAGUGGUGGCCCAGGAACAAUCAAAUGAUAAGCUGGUGCCUCUUGGCCUUAUCUGACACUGGGAAGCUCCUGGAAAUGGGCACUGGAGAAGGAAAGUCUUGUGUCAUAGCAAUGUUUGCAGUGCUGCGUGUGCUUAGGGGUGAAAAGGUAGACGUGGUGUCCAGCUCUUCUGUGUUGUGUCAAAGAGAUGCAGAAGAAUGCACCAACUUCUACAAGUACUUUAACAUAACAGUUGACACAAACACAAACAAAACCGACGACAAGGAUAGAAAAGAAUGCUACCAGAAGGACGUGGUCUAUGGAACUAUCGAGGCCUUCUCUGCAGAUCAUCUUCGCCAGAUAUUUGAGAUGAAGGAUGUGAGGCCUGAUCGCAGCUAUCAGUGCAUCAUAAUCGAUGAAGUGGACUCACUGCUGUUGGACCAGGGAGUGCAGCUGACCUACCUGUCCAGCCCCAUGGUCUCAAUGCAGCACCUGAACGUUAUUCUGGCCAUGAUCUGGGGUCACGUCAGGCAGUAUGGCUUCCUGUCUACAGGAUGCCAGACAUUUGUACAGGGUCCUCCUGCUUCAUUCUUCAAGGCUAUCUUUGACUCAAUAGACACAGAAGAAACUGAAAUUAAUGAUCCAAUGGACAUUUUACACAUCGCUGAAGAAUGCAACACAGUGCCAAAAGGAUUUACAGAGGAAUUCUACCAAAGUGAAAAGGAUGAACUUCUCAGUAAACUUAAAACUGUGAGUCAGGAUGCGGUGGUAGAUUUUUUCCAAGAACUUGAGCAGUAUGUCCCCUAUGGUUUUACUGUUUACACUCUAGAUGAUGAGCGAUUACUCAGUCUUAGAAAGCACAGCCCAUACAACAACGAGGACAUUCCAGACCUCAAAUUUCUUGUCCUGGAGGAAGGCCUGUGCUGUCCUCUCUAUGAUUCAGAAGAAACUCUCAUCAAGCCCAUUGCAGAGUUAAUCUCAGGGAGGCUUCAGUACACCCCAUGUACAAACAAUAAGGACAAAAUCAGCGUUCCUGGUUUCUUGAAGAAUCUGGUGGAGAAGAAAGUGUCAGUGUGGGUUCAGAAUGCCUUUAUGGCAAUGCAACUGAAGGAGGGACGGGAAUAUGUUGUAGAAAACGACAAUGUCUGUCCUGUGGAUUUCAGAUCCACUGGCAUUGUGGAGCUGAAUAAGAAAUGGGGUGAUGGUCUGCAGCAGUUUGUUGAGAUUAAACAUCAAGUCAAACUGAGCACAAUUUCAAUUGUGACAAACUACAUUUCUAACAUCUCUUUUUUUGAGAAGUACAAUAGGAAGAUAUAUGGAACAACUGGGACACUUGGCAGCAAAACAGACAUUCUGUUUUUACAGGACCUGUAUCCAGAUCUCUCUGCCUUGAAAAUGCCAACAUUCAACAGGAAGAAGUUGUUUGAGGUCAAAGGUACUCUUAAGACCUCAGCUGAAGAGUGGAAAUCUGAAAUAAAACGGGUAGUUAUGGCUCAGAUUUCCCCAAAUUCAUACAGAGAUGGAAGAGCAGCCCUGGUGAUCUGCGAGACUAUUAACAAAGCCAAAGAGAUCCAUGAAGAGCUAAAAAAGCAGCAUCCCAGGUGAAAUCAUUCUCUACUGCCGCAGUGACAAUGACAGUCUGAGCAAAAUAGACAAGAAACUGCUUCCUGGUGAUGUCAUUGUUGCCACAAACCUUGCCGGGCGUGGCACAGACAUAAAAGUGUCCAAACAGGUGAACGACAAUGGAGGAUUAUUUGUGAUCCUCUCCUUCCUUUCUGAGAACACAAGAGUGGAACUUCAGGCUUUUGGUCGAACUGCACGUAAAGGUAAACCUGGAUCUGCUCAGAUAAUCUUCUCGAAUGAACACCUGGAGCAGUCUUUCAGGACAGUGUCUUCUCUGGAGGAAGCUAAGAGCACGAGGGAUAGACUUGCAGCAGGAAAGACAAAUCACAUGAUGAACGAUGUCACUGAGUUGAGACUUCGGGAGGACCUGUUCUCAGAGUACUGCAAAACUCUUCAAGAUAUUCAUGAAAACACAGAUGGAGAUGAGAGAAGAGCUGUUGUUGCCGUCAUGAAUGAGUUCUGGGGGAUAUGGUUGCAAAUGAAGUCAGCGGAAAUUGACCAGUUGAAGAGAGAUGAAUUGCAAAAGAGUUUGAAAGCUGAUUUGUCAUGGGCAAAAAGUCAGUCUGAAAGUCAGACUUCACCGUCUUCCAGCAUCUAUCACUACAUAAAGUUUGGAAAUAUCGCACUGAAUGAAAAAAGAUGGAAUGUCAGCAGAAGUCUCUUUGAAAAAGCCAUGAGACAAGAUGAAAGUUGGGCAGCUAUAGCUUUCUACAAUCAUGCAUAUUGCACCAUAAAGCAGAAGAAUGGAGAUAAUAAAGAUUACCUCACUCAGGCAAGAGAUGAUCUAACGAAGGCACAGGAGUCUCUGAAGUAUCUCAGUGAGGAAUCCAUGGUCUGUCUGCAACUUGUGAAAAUGACAUCUGCUGACUCAACCAACAGCAACCCAACCAACCUUGAAAAACAGUUAACAACCAAGAGCAGGAUGUUCAGAUACUUUGACGAAAACAUUACUGAGGCCAUCCAAAAGCUGGAUGAAAUAAAAGGAAAAGACCGACAUGCAGUGGCCAAUAAAUCACCAAUUUUCUCUCUGGUGUCUGGUGCUGAUGAUGAUCUCCAAGUGGAAGCCUAUAACCUCUACAGUCAGGGUCUGAAAUACGUGUUUUCUGUGGAAGAGGAGCCCCGAUUCCCAUGGGAAGCUUUUCUAGUGUUCUGUCUUGGAAUUUUACAGAUUGUUGGAGGAGCUCUGAUAACUGCAUUUACGUUUGGUACAUUAGCUCAAGUUGGCAUGGGACUCAUCAUUGAAGGAAUAUCAGACUGCAUCUAUGGCAUAGAGGCCAUGGUGACAGGAGAUUUCAGCUGGAAAGCAUGGGCUAUAGAAAAAGCCAUUUCCAUUGGUGUGUCUCUCAUUGGGUUUGGAGUUGGAAAGCUGAUCGCAAAGGGCUUCAAAGCUUGUAAAACGUUAAUUAAGGGAAUCGGCAAAAAGCUGAAGUCACUGCCAAAGUUUCUCUCCAAACAGGCUAAAGACACUUUGAGCGUUGUCACAAAGACAAAUAUGAAGAAUACUGUAAAACACACUGCUAAAAAAAUGGUAGAAGAAAUCAUUAACUAUGGAUUUGGUAAGGCAGAAGAGAAAAUACUGUCAGAAAUACUAAACAGCAUUAAAAUCCUUGUGGAAAACGGAAUUGUUGGUGACGUGAAAUCCAACAUGGAAGAAGAACCCUUGGCUACAUUAGUAGACCUUGUUAUCCUCUCAUACGUUGACGAUAAUGAGCAACUUCAUGAUCUCCUGAAGGACAAGAACAAAAAGAAACAACUGCUGGACAUUUUCAGAACAUUAAGCAACACUGCAGUACAGCCUUUCUAUGCAGACCUUGACUGGCAGAACAAGCUGAACUCAUCCUUCUCCACAGUGAUUGACAGUGCUAAAAAAGAGGCAAAGGGAACAUUACGUGGGAUUCUAACAGCCAUCCAAGUUUUCCACAUGGGGGCACUGGCAGGAGACGCCAUCAGUGUAGUCUCCAGUCUCUCCAGAAAGUUUUUUUCAAACUUUCAGGAACAACUGACU
Messenger RNA from Dicentrarchus labrax (European seabass), 7840 nucleotides. RefSeq lists its product as uncharacterized. The transcript has 3 exons. Gene Ontology annotation, cellular component: membrane. Gene Ontology annotation, biological process: protein import; protein targeting. The record is from RefSeq and is a predicted model, not a curated record. Lineage: Eukaryota; Metazoa; Chordata; Actinopteri; Moronidae. The coding region runs from base 1255 to 5817 and encodes 1520 amino acids. Gene Ontology annotation, molecular function: ATP binding; ABC-type protein transporter activity.